Capsella rubella is the source of this 1209-nucleotide messenger RNA. RefSeq names its product putative F-box protein At3g52320. The record is from RefSeq and is a predicted model, not a curated record. NCBI's taxonomy places the organism in Eukaryota, Viridiplantae, Streptophyta, Magnoliopsida, Brassicales, Brassicaceae. Gene Ontology annotation, molecular function: protein binding. Bases 1 to 1209 code for a protein of 402 amino acids. The transcript is spliced from 5 exons.
AUGAGGUUUUCGUUUCGUCUAGCCACGGGGAAAAGAGAGAGAAAGAAAAUCAGAACCGUCGUGAAGCCAGAAGAAUUGAAGACAUCAAUCCCAGAGAAUGUCAUGUUGUUGGAGAUCCUGCCGAGAUUACCGGCGAAAUCACUGAUGAGAUUCAAGUGCGUGUCAAAGCUCUGGUGUUCCUUCAUCUCCUCCCGAUAUCUUACCAAUCUUUUCCUUAAAUCUCCAUAUUCUGCGCAAGGAAGGCGCGUGUUCAUGUCUUUUGUGGACAGGGAAGAGCCGUACUUCAAGUAUGCGUUGGUCUCAUCAUCUCAUGGCUCUGUCCCUGUCAUAUCGCCUUAUGACUCUGUCCCUGUCUCUAAUCUCGACCAAGAUCUGGACAUGCAUGGAAUAGAAGGCUUCUUCGUGAACGCCCUUCGCGGGUUGGUGUGUUUUAGAAUUGGGACAAGAGUGCGUAUAUGUAACCUAACCACCAGGCAAUAUGUGAACUUGCCCCUCUUAAGAUCAAGAAUUAUGGCUGCAGCUAAUGACAACAUAUGGAACUAUUUUGGACACGACCCUGUUCAGGAUGAGUACAAAGUGCUUAGCACAGUUUGGGAGGUGAGCGAGGAAGAAAGAGUAGUGAGAUCCGAGCAUCAUGUGCUGGUACUUGGUCCUCAAGCUUCAUGGAGAAACACAAAAAGCACCGUUCCUCCUCCUCCUCAUCGUCCUUACUCACAAGGUAUCACCAUCAACGGUGUAUUGUAUUAUGGAGCUUGGAUUGAUAAGAAUAGAUGUGUGAUUAUGAGUUUUGAUAUGAGGUCUGAGGACAUGGAUGUAUGGGUUGUUAUGGAUGCCGGGAAGAGUCAAUGGUCGGACAAGAAGACUUAUGUUUUGCCUAAUUUCCAAACGCUUGCCAUGUCCAAUCGGUUGCUAAUACAAGCCACUAGUCACAGCUGUGAGAUUAGGCUGUCAAAGGAAGAUAUAUAUAGACCACGCUCUGCCAUAUAUGAUCUGGAGAAGAACAAGAUAACAAGACACAUUCAAAGCAGAAGGCCAUGCUCUUUGAAGCCGAAUGCCAUCAGAAACGACAACAAUUGGUGUAUUGGACAUGAAAACUUUGACAUUGGAUGGUGUAGUAAUGGCAUAGAUCACAAAAUGCGACUUCAUCGAGCUCUCAAGAAAAUCUGGCCACUUCAAAGAGACUGUCAUCGAGCUUUAGAGAAGAAGUAA